Molecule: messenger RNA, 417 nt
Organism: Rhopalosiphum maidis (corn leaf aphid)
Lineage: Eukaryota; Metazoa; Arthropoda; Insecta; Hemiptera; Aphididae
Exons: 2
Coding region: 1-417 (138 amino acids)
Biological process (GO): regulation of transcription by RNA polymerase II
Cellular component (GO): transcription regulator complex; nucleus
Source: RefSeq, a predicted model, not a curated record
AUGGAUAUCGACACAGACAUUUUAAUCUCUGCUGUGGAAUGCAGACCCAUCUUAUGGGAUAAAUCCCAAGAAAUGUAUAGGGAUAGGAAUGGAACAAAAAACGCUUGGGAAGAAGUGUGUGUUGAACUAAAAUCUAAUUUCAACAGCUUACAAAAUAGUGAAAAAAACGAAUUUGGUAAAGAAGUAAUUAGAAGAUGGACUAAUGUACGGGAUGCCUUUGCAAAGUCUUGCAAAAAAGAAAAAGAAAAUAAAAAAUCCGGUUCUGGUGCAUUCAAACACAAAAAAUACGUUUACAAUGAUCAACUGUUGUUUUUAAAAAAAUUAUAUAUAGAACGAGAUGUAGUUGAAAACUUCGAGAACGAUAACAAUGAUACCCUGAAUUCUAAUAUUGAUAUUGAUACUGAUAUUAACAAAUAG